This is a messenger RNA of Colletotrichum higginsianum IMI 349063, 1485 nucleotides long. RefSeq names its product Histone deacetylase. The coding region runs from base 1 to 1485 and encodes 494 amino acids. The transcript has a single exon. The record is from RefSeq and is a predicted model, not a curated record. Gene Ontology annotation, molecular function: histone deacetylase activity. Lineage: Eukaryota; Fungi; Ascomycota; Sordariomycetes; Glomerellales; Glomerellaceae.
AUGGAUACAGACGCAUACCGAUUCCGUGUCCCUAAACCGAACUAUUUGCCACACAGAACCGACAAAGAUGACAUCGUCGAGGAAUACAUCCCCCUAGAUCAGGCUAGCGAGCUCGACAAUGCCAAGUACUUUGCCAAAUGCAAGCGCAUGGCUGAGGAGUCAGGAAUCACACGGCCGAAGGGCUAUAAUGUCUCCUUCCACUGCAACCCUGAAAUGGAGAAGCAUCAUUUCGGCCAGACUCAUCCCAUGAAGCCUUGGAGACUCACCCUUUCCAAGAGUCUCAUCUACUCUUACGGUAUGUCCUUCGCCAUGGACAACUACAUCGCCCGAGCCGCCACGUAUGAAGAACUAAACGAUUUCCAUUCCGAUGACUAUCUGGACUUCCUUGGCACUGUGCUGCCGGAGCCUGUUCCGAGGGACGUUGACAACACCAAUCCCGAUCUCAAGUUCAACCUCGGCGGCUCCGACUGUCCUCUCUUCGAGGGCCUCUACGACUACUGCUCCAUGUCGGCAGGCGGAUCUCUCGACGCCGCGAGAAAGAUCUGCUCCAACCAGUCCGACAUUGCCGUUUCAUGGGGAGGCGGCCUGCACCACGCCAAAAAGGCCGAGGCGUCUGGAUUCUGCUACAUCAACGACAUCGUUUUGGCCAUCCUGCAGCUGCUGCGUUGUUUUCCCCGCGUCCUCUACAUCGAUAUCGAUGUGCAUCAUGGAGACGGCGUGGAGGAGGCCUUCUAUUCCACGGACCGUGUCAUGACGGUCUCUUUCCACAAAUACGAUCCCCUCAAUUUUUUCCCUGGCACCGGUGGCCUGGAUGAUAAUGGUCCUAAGAACGAGCACAACCCCGGAGCGCACCAUGCCAUCAAUGUUCCCCUUAACGACGGCAUCACCGAUGACCAGUACAAGUGGCUUUUUGAGAACGUCAUUGGCAAAUGCAUGGAGAAGUUCCGGCCCAGCGCCAUCGCUCUGCAGUGCGGCGCCGAUUCACUCGCCGGCGACCGUCUUGGGCGAUUUAAUCUCCAGGUUCAAGGCCACGGCGCAUGUGUCGAAUUUUGCAAGUCGUUCGGCGUACCCAUGAUUCUCUUCGGCGGCGGCGGAUACACGCCUAGAAACGUGGCCCGCGCCUGGGCUUUCGAGACGAGCAUCGCCAUCGGCUGCCAAGAAAAGAUCGACCCCAUCAUCCCAUCGCACGCCCCUUGGAGGGAUCAAUUCAGAUAUGAGGAGUUGUUCCCGACAUUGGAGCAGAUUCUUGGAGAGCCACGCGUGAAUAGGAAUACACGGAAGCGCCUCGACGAUGUGCUCCAACAUGUUACAGAACAGCUUAGGUUUGUCCAAGCAGCCCCGAGCGUUCAAUAUCAGACCAUUCCGCCCGACUUGGGCGGCCUCAGAGACGACGUCGAAGCGAAACUCAAGGAGCAGCGCGAAGCCGAGAACGAUGCAGUCAGAAAACAGCGCGAGGAGGCCGUUGGGCAUGCCAUGGAGUACUGA